AUGGAAGCAAAGUUUUUUCCAUACAACAACACACUACUACGUACACGGUGUUCAUCAAAACCACACUUGAUGAUGAAACGUAAACCAGAUGUUAUAGUAGCGAUGCACACAAGGCAUCAUCGUUCCUCUUCAGAUGAAUCUAGUUUGAUCCACAAAGAUAAUUGGUUUGAUCUCUUAGCCAUAAACCAUCUUUCAAGAUGUGUUCAAGAUGCCACAGGAUUGAGGAACAGUAAGAGCGGGUAUGAGAGCCUGGUAGAGGCAGCUACGGCGGCUUCCCAGAAAUUCGAUCCGAUUCAGCAACGACAGCUUGUCAUUCAAGCUCUUCACACAACCUUACCAAACUUCAUAUUUUCAUUCACGAAAAUGUUACCACCAUCGAAAUUCACAAGACAAGUAUUUGCAGCUUUUACCACCUUGUUCUUUGCCUGGUUAAUUGGCCCCUCUCAGGUUAGAGAAUCGGAGGUCAAUGGAAAAAGAGAAAAAAGUGUGGUCUACUUCAAAAAAUGCAGAUUUUUAGAAGAGACCAAUUGUAUAGGAAUGUGUACGAAUCUCUGCAAAAUUCCAACUCAAUCGUUUAUAAAGGACUCUAUGGGUAUGCCAGUUACCAUGGUCCCUAAUUUUGAUGACAUGAGUUGUGAAAUGAUUUUUGGGCAGGAUCCUCCACUAUUAAUUGAUGAUCCAGCACUAAAGCAACCCUGCUAUAAACUAUGCAAGGCAAAGAAAAAGCAUGAAAUGAAUAACUGCCUCAGUUAG
Messenger RNA from Arachis stenosperma, 753 nucleotides. Its product is annotated as beta-carotene isomerase D27, chloroplastic-like. The record is from RefSeq and is a predicted model, not a curated record. Gene Ontology annotation, molecular function: iron ion binding. The transcript is spliced from 7 exons. Bases 1 to 753 code for a protein of 250 amino acids. NCBI's taxonomy places the organism in Eukaryota, Viridiplantae, Streptophyta, Magnoliopsida, Fabales, Fabaceae.